ACGAGCCUUCGCUUUCACUGCGCUUCACCGUGCUUACUAGCGAAUUAGCCUUGCUAACCAUGCUAUCUACGCUUGAAAACAAUGAUAAAAUAUUUCGAUGAUGGAAAGGCUGAGCAUUGCAGAGAGUGAAUUUGGAGAGCCCUCUCUCCCUGUCUCCUCCCUGCACCUGCUGGUUCCUCCACUACAUCUCCUCUCUGCAGCUAUGUGGCAAAUUCUACAGCAGCAAGACAUGUUGCAUUAUGGGAAACUGGAGGAGUUUGUGUCUCUGGUGAUGGAGACAUUCCCAGAGCUGCUGAGUGAGAGCCAGAGGACCGAGCUCACUCUGGGGCUGCAGACAGUGUGCUGGCUCAGUGCUGCCCCCUCUGUCCUGGAGGUCUGUGUGCAGACUGUUUUGUACACAGACCAGCUGAAGACCCUUCUCAGGCACCACAGAAGUAUUGGUCAGUUGGACAUGAAUGUUGCAGCAACACUUCCAUCCAUAGAGGAGUGCAAGUUGUCCUCUAUAUCUCACCCUCCCUCACAAAGAAUGGUGGAUUUUACCAAGCUGACAAACACCAACAGUCAAUCAAAAUUUGCAACAGACUGCAUGACAUGUUCAAGCCCCAACUCUCCUGGUGAAGACAAAAAGGCUGAAUCUAUGUUGGACAGCUCGGAUUUCACAGAGGUAGAGCCAAGAUCAAGUUUGAACAGAUGUGAUUAUAUAGAAGAGAGGACAAAUGGAUAUUUAAUGAGCAGAGGGCAAAAAGACAUACUAACCAACAUGAAGGAGGAGGUGGAAGAUGGGGAGAGGCAGAGUGUGAAAAUGGAGACAGUGAAUGAUGUGAAAGGUGAAGAGGAACUCUCUAAGGAGGAAGACAAAAAGCAGGAUGAGCAGAGGGAUGGACAUAUAACUUACCAAGUUGGCCAAACUGACAAAUUGCAGAUGAACGGAUUAAAAUCAGAACACGGACAUCAGGACGGGGAGGAGCUGUCUACUCUGGUCACUUCCUGUCUACUAAAACAACCUCGAGUGCUGAUUCACCGGGUAGAAAUUGCCAAUUGUUCAGUUUCUGUGUCAUCACUUCUUCCUCCCGUGGCCUCUAAAAGAGGUCAAGGUGUGAUGUGUCCAUGGAGAUGCCAUGAGAUCUUGUCACGGAGAGGAAAUGGAUCACUGACACAGGACGGUCAGGUUGUGACCUGGAAGAGAAAGACCCAGUUGAAGAAACCAGUUGCAUCAGAGAAUGGGAUCUGUGCUGAAGCCUCCCUUAUUUCUCCUGCCAUCUCCCCUAGGAACAAAAACACAGAGCCCUCUCUCCCUGUCUCCUCCCUGCACCUGCUGGUUCCUCCACUUCAACUCCUCUCUGCAGCCAUGUGGCAAAUUCUACAGCAGCAAGACAUGUUGCAUUAUGGGAAACUGGAGGAGUUUGUGUCUCUGGUGAUGGAGACAUUCCCAGAGCUGCUGAGUGACAGUCAGAGGACCGAGCUCACUCUGGGGCUGCAGGAUUCUGGCUCAAAAACUGACCCAGCUCUAGAGGAUCUGUUGUGGGAUCUCCUUUACAGACUGCAUCAGUUGCUGCCGGUACCAGACCUCAAACAGACUGUGUCAUGGCUCAGUGAUGCCCCCUCUGUCCUGGAGAUCUGUGUGCAGUCUAUUUCAUACACAAACCAGCUAAAGACCCUACUCAGGCACCACAGAAGUCUUGGACAGUUGGAAAUGAAUAAGGAGUGCAAACUAUCCUCCAUGUCUUGCCCUCCAUCUCAAAGAGUGGUGGAUACUACCAAGCGGACAAUCACCUACAGCCAAUCAGUAUCCAUACUCAAUCAGUGCGUGAACUUUUCAGGUGACACCAUAAAGUCUGAAUAUGUGACAGACAGUUCAGAUUACGCAGAGACAAGCAACAUACAAACUGACAAGAAGGAGGAGGAAGAUACGGAGAGGCGGAGUGUUAAAAUUGAGGGAGACGAUGGUGUGAGAGAUGAAGAGGGACUCUGGAAGAACGAAGAAAAAGAGAGGGAUGAACAGAGGGAUGGACAUAUAACUUACCAAGUUGGCCAAACUGACAAAUUGCAGAUGAAUGGAGUAAAAUCAGAACACGGACAUCAGGAAGUGGAGGACCUGUCUACUCUUGUCACUUCCUGUCUACUAAAACAACCUCGAGUGCUGAUUCACCCGGUAGAAAUUGCCAAUUGUUCAGUUUCUGUGUCAUCACUCCUUCCUCCCGUGGCCUCUAAAAGAGGUCAAGAUGUGAUGUGUCCAGGGAGAUGCCACGAGAUCUCGUCAGAGAGAGGAAGUGGAUCACUGAAACAGAAGGGUCAGGUUGUGACCCGGAAGAGAAAGACCCAGUUGAAGAAACCAGUUGCAUCAGAGAAUGGGAUCUGUGCUGAAGCCUCCCUUAUUUCUCCUGCCAUCUCCCCCAGGAACAAAAACACAGGACAAACUGUUGAGAUGUCGUCUCAGGACUUUGCCUGCUCCCAGUGCCCAUUCAUUCACACAGAGGAAGUGAAUCUUCACCAGCACAUUGAGAAGGUUCACCCAGAGGAGCCCAGCAGGACUGUGGGGUCCCAGCAACCUCCCAGCAGCACACAUCAGCACCCCACCCCCCCUAAGACACUCCCCACCUCAACACAGUCCCACAGAGGCACUCCAGGGGCCCACACUGGGAAGGGCUUCAGUUCUUUGAAGAAACAUCAGCAACCUCAUCCAGGGAAACACCGAUACCAAUGUUCCCAGUGUGGGAAGGGUUUCUCUCGGCCAAGUGUUAUGAAGCAACACCAGAGAACUCAUACAGGGGAACGCCCAUACCAGUGUUCUCAGUGUGGGAAGAGUUUUACUCGGUUAAGUCAUUUGAAGCAACACCAGAUAACUCAUACAGGGGAACGCCCAUACCAGUGCUCCCAGUGUGGGAAGAGCUUCUCUCGGUUAGAUCAUUUGAAGCAACACCAGAUAACUCAUACAAGGGUACACACAUACCUGUGCGCCCACUGUGGGAAGCGUUUCUUUCAGUCAAGUGAUUUGAAACAACACCAGAUAACUCAUGCAGGGGAACGCCGAUACAAGUGUUCCCAGUGUGGCAAGGGUUUCUUUCAGUCAAGUACUUUGAACCGACACCAGAGAACUCAUUCAGGGGAACGCCGAUACCAGUGUUCCCAGUGUGGGAAGGGUUUCUUUCAGUCAAGUACUUUGAAGGGACACCAGAGAACUCAUACAGGGGAACACACGUACCACUGCUCCCAGUGUGGGAAGAGCUUUAGUCAGGUAGGUCAGUUGAGGCAACACUACAGAACUCAUACAGGGGAACGCCCUUACGAGUGCUCCCAGUGUGGGAAGAGCUUUAGUCAGGUAGGUCAGUUGAAGCAACACCAACAAGUUCGUACAGGGGAAUUCCUAUUCCACUGCUCCCAAUGUGGGAAACGUUUCUCUCAGUCAUGUCUUCUGAAGAUACACCAGCAAACUCAUACAGAGGAACACCUAUACCAAUGUUCCCAGUGUGGGAAGGAUUUCUCUCAGUCAAACGAUUUGAAGCGACACUGGAGAACUCAUACAGGGGAACGCCCGUACCACUGCUCCCAGUGCGGGAAGAGCUUUACUCAGUUAAGUUAUUGGAAGCAACACCAGAUAACUCAUACAGGGGAACGCCCGUACCACUGCUCCCAGUGUGGGAUGAGUUUCAACAGAUUAUAUCAUCUGAACCUACACCUGGUUACUCAUACAGGGGAACACCCAUACCAACUCAUGCAGGCGAAUGCUCCCAAAUGCCUUUACCACUGCUCGCAGUGUAGGAAGAGUUUCACACAGUCCGGUACUUUGAUGAAGCACCAGAGAAUUCAUACAAGGGAAAGUCAGUCAUGCUCCUAGUAUGGCAAGAGUUUCAGUUGUUCAGAUUCUUUGAAUGCCCACCUGAACAAUCAUGCAUAAUUGAAACUGGAAAAUGAUAAAUUAUGCACAGAUAUUGGGAAGUAUCUUUCCACACAGAGAGUGGUCACUAUGUGGAAUAGCUUGCCAGGACAUAGUGGAGACAGAAACACUGGGGGUUCUCAAGACCAGGCUUGACACGGUGCUUGAUACUAUUUAGCUUUUUGGCAAACUAAGCAGUACGUAUACUUUAGUGGUCGGAAAAGGUGAGCAUUGCUAGGCUGAAUGGCCUGUUUGCAGACAAUUUGUCUGCUCAGAAUGUAGGAAGAGCUCCAGUCAUUGAAUCCUUACAUUUCAGAGAGAAAUGGUAGAUUGUUGCAAUAUACAAUAUGUGUUGAGGUUAAAGUACCUUACAUGAACUUUGAAGUCCAAGUGAUCUGAAGGGUAUUUCUGCCAAGUGAAUAGCAAGAGGCUUAGAGCAACCUGAAAAUGUCUAAAACUGGAGAAAUAUCAGGUAUCUGGGGAAAAAGUUGUGGUGGUUGGGCAAUCCGAGGACCACGCUUACUGCUUAACUAGGCGCACACACACCUGGACGGCUGUACUAAUCAGUCCAAGAGUGCUCCUUUGCACAGUGUGUGGCUGAGACCAGGAACAUGCAGGAGAGGAGAGAGAGACCAGACACAAGAGGGCUGAAAAAGCUAUGCGAGUCGCAAGCCCUGUUUCUUUUCUUCUUUUUUUUAGUUUAUUAUUUUUAGCCUGGUACCCGUAAGGGUGCAGGGUGAGGACUUAAAAGACUUUUGUUUAUUUUUUGUUUGGAUGUACACUCUGCCUCUCUCCAGCUUUGACUGUGGUCAGAGAAAUGCAGGUGCAUUCCGGAGUUUCCGUAUCCUCCUGUGUCCUGCUCUUCUGUUCUCCCAGGGGUGUGUCACGGCGUGUGACAAAAGUAUUAUGACACUGAAAUGUUUCUUUCCAUGUUGUAAGUUAAAGAACAGGUGAUACAGCAUUAUUUUAUCUGUCCCUAUUCAACAUAGCUUGUUAUCUUUCCGAUAAGGACUGGCUGAGUAACUGUGAGAGGCGGACACUAAUAUCUUCAGCUCCUCCAGGCUUUGUAUGAGGCCUGAUGGUGGGAAACGAAGUUUUACUUUUCUACCUAAUGAGGUGGUUAUCCUUUGUGCGGACACAUAUUGCACACUGUUGCACAGCCUCUCUUAUAAUUGCGAAAAGGGAUCACUGUAAAUAAUGCUUGUUUUGUAAGGUGCUGACUCUGU
Conger conger (European conger) is the source of this 5100-nucleotide messenger RNA. RefSeq lists its product as uncharacterized. Bases 98 to 3835 code for a protein of 1245 amino acids. The record is from RefSeq and is a predicted model, not a curated record. The transcript is spliced from 11 exons. NCBI's taxonomy places the organism in Eukaryota, Metazoa, Chordata, Actinopteri, Anguilliformes, Congridae. Gene Ontology annotation, biological process: regulation of transcription by RNA polymerase II. Gene Ontology annotation, molecular function: DNA-binding transcription factor activity; RNA polymerase II cis-regulatory region sequence-specific DNA binding.